This is a messenger RNA of Cyprinodon variegatus (sheepshead minnow), 3233 nucleotides long. RefSeq names its product melanoma cell adhesion molecule (gene mcamb). Bases 102 to 2063 code for a protein of 653 amino acids. Lineage: Eukaryota; Metazoa; Chordata; Actinopteri; Cyprinodontiformes; Cyprinodontidae. The record is from RefSeq and is a predicted model, not a curated record. The transcript has 17 exons.
CCUGUCUCUUCGCUGUGUGGGUCGAAGCAUUUCAACAAGAGAGGAGCAGACGUCUUCUAAGCCAAGCCCUGCACAGACAUCACUGCCUCUGAUUCAACACCAUGGCCGUACGGGAUGUUCCCUCUCUGCUGCUGUUGGGACUCCUGGCUCUCCUUCACACCUGGGGAGCUAGCGCUAAAGUGGAAGUAAACAUGGUGGAGAAAGUGGAAGUCUAUUUGGGAGAAACAGCUGAAAUCAACUGCUCGUUUACAUCGGACGACGGCAUCAGUGGCAGUGGUGGCCUGUUGAUAAAAUGGUUCCAUGAAACAAGUUCAGGAAAAAGGCAAAAAAUCUACCACCAGGAGAGUCUUCAAAACAAUGAGGAAAAAAACACUCCAUUCACUGGCCGGAUCAAAGUGAAUAGUACGUCGCAGGAUGUGGUGAUGAUCAUCAGUAAUGUGCAGCUGAGCGAUGAAGGGGAGUUCAUCUGUGAGGUCCGGAGCGUUACUGAAGGGUCCAAGAAUGGAAGCACAAAGCUGAGAGUGUUUAAAAAACCAGAUCAACCUACGAUAGAAGGUGUAGAAAAUGGAAUAUCAAUAAAUGAUCCAAUUUCAAAGAUUGGCACAUGUGAGGUGAAAAAUGGAUACCCAAAACCGAAUGUCACCUGGUACAGAGAAAACACGCCACUACGUAAUAUUCCAGAUGGUGUGCAAAUAGCACAAGAGGUCACAUCCGAAUCAAGUGGUUUAUUUUCAAUAAAAAGUUACUUGUCUAUUAAAGUAAAGAAGGAGGACAAAGAUGCACAUUUCUACUGUGAGGUCCAAUACAACAUUCCUGGAGCCGAGAAGAUGUAUGAAAGUCAACGUAUUCAGCCCACUGUUUACUAUCCUUCUACUGCAGCAACUAUUUCUGUUAAAUCCCCAAACGGUCAUAUUAAGGAGGGGGACACCGUGGAGCUCCAUUGCAUCACUGAUGGGAAUAGUGAAUCCGAAGAGAUCCAGAUUAUACAUAAGGGUGUGAAGUUGACAGACGACGCUACAGCGGUGCUGGAGAGAGUUACUCGCCUGCAAGAUGGUGUUUACGAAUGCAAAAUAAUGAAUAUGUAUACGUUUGAAGAAAUCUCAGCAAACAUUGAUCUGAGGGUCAACUAUUUGGAUGAGGCUGUCAUUGAGCCUAAAGGCCCUUUAGAGGUGGUGCAGAAAAAUGAGCUUAAUACUUCCUGCAAUGCUUUGUCUUCUCUCCACACUGAGACAACAUGGCUUAAGGAUGGAAAGGAGGUUUCAAGGGGUCACUUUCUAAAUCUGGCUAAUGUGACAUAUGAGGAUGCAGGGACGUAUGUUUGUGUGGUGACAGUGCCAAGUGUUAAAGGAAUGCAAACUAACUCCUCACUACAAGUACACAUUCAGGGCCCUCCACAAAACAGCAUUCCUACAGAAAAUGAUAUUAACUACAAAGAUGAAGAUGUUGAACUUAGCUGCUAUGCCAGAGGUUACCCUUCUCCCAAUAUAACCUGGACUACCUCUGAUGACAAGGUUUUAGGCUCUGCAACUUACACAGAGACCAAUGACGGCGCUAAGAGUGUAGUCAAAGUCAAAGCUUCGGACAUGACCAUCUUCUGCAAAUCGCAAAACGGCUAUGGCACACACUCAGUCGAGUACAACAUCAAAGCCGUAAUCAAUAAACACACCACCACACCAGCAACCACUACAGCAGACUAUACAACCACUACAGCAGAUAAUACAACCAUCAAUGUAACCACCAAUACAAGCACAACCACCAACGCAGCCAUUUCCAAAUCCACAGUCAAACCAGAAACAGCCAAACCACCAGAGAAGGUCAAAAAAGGAAACAAUGGCGUUAUCAUUGCUGUGAUCAUUAUCUGUAUCCUGCUUCUGGCCAUAUUGGGGAGCGUCCUUUACUUCCUCUACAAAAAGGGCAAGAUUUGCAAUCGGUCUGGAAAACAAGACUUCACUAAAGAGAAGUCUGGCAAAGAUAAGAUUGUGGUGGAGAUGAAGAGCGACAAGUCAGAGGAGGCAAUUCUGCUUGGGGUCAAUGGAGAAAAACAGCUACCCAGUGACCAGUGAUGAGCACUGCAUGGUGAGAAGUGAGGAGGUGAACCUCGACCUCCUGAAAGCUGCUCCUGGUGCAUCCCUCUCAGGCUCAGACCCCGAGAUGCCUUCAAGCUUCCACCAAAGCUCCUUCAUUCAGAGUUACAUCAUGGAGUUAAUCAGCUGACCAUUACACUGUUCAACUUAAAAAGAUGUUUUCAUUUCUUGCUGUAGGUUAUGACCCAUAAGUUCAAUUCAAGCACAAUUGGAGAGCUCCGUUAUGUAACUCUGUCAUUCACCCACCAUCCUUUGAACCUCCGUCUCAUUAGUGAAAGCCUUCAUACUGCUGAUUGUCUAUUGAACAUGAAUUAGAGCUAAAAUGACAGGGUCUGUUUUGAACACAGAAGAGGAUAAAUGUAUUGCCUCCAUUGAUAAAGAUGUGUAAAAAUCCUGAAAUAAAUUCUUUAAUUAUGGAUCAUAUAUUCUGAAAAAGAGAGAAAAAAAUUAACAAAGAUAUAAAUAUAUAUAUAUCUAAAUAAAAUCCAGGUGUUUGAGAGAACAUCUGUUAUCUGUUAGGCUUAAUUAAAAACUUACCUAAACAAUAUUUUUUCUUUAAAUAACCUUUUUUUUUUUUUUAAAGAACUGUUCAACUAUCUUGGACAGUUCUUUCCUAAAUUAGUAUGAGGGAGACCUGACAAAAAAAUUUUUUUCUAGUGUGUUUAAUUCUGUGUUUGUCGGACAUAAUCAGACAGCUUAGGACGAGCAAAAAAAACAAAAGAAAAGCAGCUCUUGGGCAUUGAUGCGUUCAGUGGAAGAUCUCAUUUAACCGCAGAAUUGAAUCAAAAAUCCGGUGGCGCCUCAGAGAAAGCUAAAAAUGGUCCAUCACUGAUCUUUUAACGGAAUUAUUAUUCCAAAAGGAUUCCCAUGGCCAAAAUAACACAGAAAAAAAUAGAAGUAAAAUCAACCUUAGCCUUCAGUAGGUUAGGUCAAUCCAAAUAAUAUCCAGUUAAAGUUCGGAUAAUCCAGGAUUCCCAGUGAAAGACACGUAUUUUGAACCUUUACACAUCUUUACCACGGAUGCCAAUAGAUGUGGAAAGCGCUUAGUGACGUAGAAAUCCACUGAAGAGCAUCCUGAUGCAGCUCAGUUGGUGUACAUACUAUAGUCUAUGUAUAUAUUUCUUUAUUUAAAUAACACACAAAAAAAAA